UGAAAGUCCAGUUCGUGAAAUGUUAUUUAGCGUUCGUCCCAGGUCAUAGUCCCCCCGCCCCACCCUCUUUUUAAAAUGACUCACCAACAAAUAGCCCAAUGUCGACACGUCAGUUUGUAAAUGAAUUAAGUGCCAGGCGGAUGAAAACCAAGACAAGACAGUUAGCUCAUUAUAACCACGUCAAGGUUUCUCAAUUAACAUAUUGGCUUGUGAAAUGUGUUUGUCUGAUGUCGUGACUAAUGGGACUAGCUGCAACCUGAGUGCGCUUUAAGCAGUUUAGCAGGGAGUGUCUCAAGGUGCACAACCGGUUCAUUAUUCACCAAAGCUGCUACAUCUGGUGCAGACGGCUGUUUCCCCUCAGGGAAUCAUCAUUUCCACGACCCCGAUGGCUGACAGCAGUACUCCAAGCUUUAAGGCGGCUGACCUGGUUCUCCAGCUGACUUCCACUCCAAGCCCCAAACCAGAUGUGUCCACGUUUGGUUCCACCUUCACUGACCACAUGCUGACCAUAGAGUGGAGUGCCGCUGAGGGCUGGCAGGCCCCGCUCAUCAAGCCCUUUGGGAACCUGUCACUCCACCCGGCCUGUUCAUCACUACACUAUGGCGUACAGCUCUUUGAGGGGCUGAAGGCGUACCGUGGGGAUGACAACCAACUGCGCCUCUUCAGACCGAUGCUCAACAUGAUCCGCAUGUCCAAGUCUGCUAAGAGAGCUUGUCUACCUGCCUUCGACCAGUCAGAGCUGCUGGAGUGUAUCAGGCGACUGGUAGUGAUUGACCAGGACUGGAUUCCUACCACGGAUGAGAGCAGUCUGUAUAUAAGACCGACAUUUAUUGGCACUGAGCUCUCCUUGGGUUUAAAGAAGCCCGCCCGUGCCUUGCUGUAUGUGAUCUUGAGUCCAGUGGGCUCUUACUUCCAAGUCGCGGGGGCCCUGUCCUUGUGGGCUGACCCGAAGUACACGCGGGCCUGGAGAGGAGGAACUGGAGACUGCAAGAUGGGAGGGAACUAUGGAUGUUCUUUAUUCGCCCAGUAUGAAGCAGAGGAUCAUGGGUGUCAGCAGGUGUUGUGGUUGUACGGAGAGGACCACCAGAUCACUGAAGCCGGAACUAUGAACGUCUUUGUGCACUGGAUCAAUGAGGAAGGAGAGGAGGAACUUGCAACUCCACCUCUGGACGGCAUCAUACUCCCAGGUGUAACCCGCCAGAGCAUCCUGGAACUCACCGGGAAAUGGGGUGAGUUUAAGGUAACGGAGCGCUACCUGACCAUGAGCCAGCUGUGCUCUGCUCUGAAGCAGCAGCGGGUCAAAGAGGUGUUUGGCUCCGGUACAGCCUGCAUGGUCUGCCCCAUAGGACGCAUUGUUUACCAGGGAGAGAACUUGCACAUCCCCUGUCAGGAUAACAACUCACAGCUGACCUCCCGGAUUAAAAAGGAACUCAAAGACAUACAGUAUGGACGCACGCCCAGCGACUGGACCUUCCCGGUGAAGCAGUGAUGGAGAAGCCUGGAUCACACACCUGCACGCUCACACACCAGUGUGUGUACAGGAAGAGCAUACUAUUAUGCAACAACCAUAGACAUACUCUAAAUGUACAUUAAUAAGGAAACAAUGUAUGUGCAACAUUUGUAGUCUAAGUGCAACAUGCUGGAGAGCAGCUCUGCGGCGAGAGUGUCACAACAUUUCAUCUCCUUGUAAACUUAAAUUAAUGACUAACACACAACUGUCCAAAAUAAUUAACAAAAGCAGGCUAAUGUCUCAUGCAAUAGUGCACAAUAACUUACAGUAACACAGCCACCGUGGCCUAUUCUGCUGCUCCUCAUCUCCUUUUUUGCAGCCUACAUCCAGGAUACAGCUGUGGCUUUGGGAAAACAAAUGUUACAGAGAAUUUCAUAUCACAUGUGUAAGAGUUACAAAGCAGCAGUGUUGUGAAAAAGUACCCAAGAGUCACAGUUGAGUCAAACUUUAUUUACGGUGUUAAACACCGGUACAAAUGAAGGUCACCCAUCCGACUGGUACUUAAGUAUUUCUGUAUCAGACGUUGAAUGUACGCUUCCUCUCAAAAGUGUCAGGUCACUCAGAAAUCUUUUUUUUUUUUUUUAAAUGAAAACCCACACAUAUGCCACAUAUAUUCAAGACAUGAACAAGGUUAGAUUUAAUGGUUUUUACCAUAAUACUUCAACCUGUGUUUUCCUCAAAGAAUCCUCAAUUAAAAGCAGUAACAGCCUGAUGUACUUAUCUUCAUGCUCAGUUGUUUUUGCUGGACUUUGAGGGGAGUAUUACACACGAUUGAAUGAGAGCUUUUGUUUCUCGGCGAUUUCUUGCAUGGAAUAGCCUUCGUUUCUCAGAUCACGAAUAGACUUGUGAGUUUCAGAGAUAAGUUACAUGUAAUUCAGCCAUUUUUUAGACUAAAAUCAAACCCACAGAUGCUGAUGCUUUUUUUUUUUUUUUCAAACAAAUACACUUUUAAGCAGUACUGUGCUGAAACAUCAAUAGUCAUAUUCCAGCAAAAAAUGUUAUUUAGUAUCAAAAUUAAAAGUAAAUAAUGAAAAUAUUUACAUGUAUGUAUGUAUAUAUACAGUUGGCCUAAUCAGUUAGUUGCCUGCGAGAUUUUUCUGAUCAAAAAUGUGCUACUUUUACUCUGAUGCAACAUGUAAUCUGCGAAGUAGCGAGCAGCUACAUCCAUUAAAUAAAUAUAGUGAAUGAAACGUUCAAUAUACGCCCCAAGAUGUAGUGAAGUGGAAGUAUAAAGUUGCAGAAAAUAGAAAUACUCAAGUAAAGUACAACUACCACAACACUGUGCUUAACUUUAGUACAGUAAAUGAGUAAAUGUACUUUCUUAUUUUCUGCUGCUGCAAUGCAGCUACAACCUCACAACUGCAUACAGUCUUUCCAGCUCCACUAAAACAUCAAUAAUAGUAAACUUUAUUUAGAUAGCACCUUUAAAAACAGAGUUACAAAGUACUUUACAAUAAAGACAUAAAGUAAACACAGCUCAAGGUUUGAACAAGAUGAAAAGAUUUAAGAAGCCAUAUGAAAAAAAGUGGGUUUUAAAAAGAGAUUUAAAGGACGAUAUUGAGUUUGCCUGCCUGAGAUCCAGAAGCAUGGAGCUCCACAUCUGGGGCACCCAGACAGGAAAAACCCAGUCGCUUUUACUCUCAAGUCUAGAUUCUGGAGCCUUCAGUAAGGCCCUGCCAGAAGAUCUCAAGCAGUGAUCAGGAUCAUAGGGAGAUAGCCAGUCACAAAUAUAGGCAGGAGCCAAAACAUUCAGGACUUUACACCGGCUCAUGGCAUUACAUCAGGAUUUUAGAGAAUUUAUUUAGUCAAAACUGUGUUUUUUCCUCUUGUUCCAUCAGUUGAAUGUUUGAGUUUCACUGUCUAUAAUGACGUACGUGCAGAGUUUGACUCUGAGGGGCUGUUUGACAUGAAUUACUGAAGGUGUAGAAAAAUCUGUUUCUGUGGUUUGUGAUAUCACAAAUAAUUUGGACAUUUGGAGGCCAAUCCUGGUCAAACAUAGACAAGUGUGACGUUGAAACUUGAAGCCUCCAGAUCACAUACACUGAGGAUUGUCUUUAAAGUAAAGAGGAAGACAUAGAAUAUAAUUUUAAAUAAUGGAGAGGGGGAUGUUACUUCGAUGGGCUUUAACAAGAUGAUUUAACAUCUUAAAACCUGUCUGAUGAUAAUAAUGAUAAUUUGACAACCACCAAACAGCAUUCAUCAUUGUGUAUUUGUGUGAAUGGUGUCUUCUUGUCUCAAUAAACAUUCAGCUAACCAUCGUACAUUUGCAGUAAUUUAAAGAUACCCAAGUGCUGUAAUCUUUUCUUGUGACUGUGAAGUUAUAAUCC
Molecule: messenger RNA, 3837 nt
Organism: Acanthopagrus latus (yellowfin seabream)
Lineage: Eukaryota; Metazoa; Chordata; Actinopteri; Spariformes; Sparidae
Gene: bcat1
Product: branched chain amino-acid transaminase 1, cytosolic
Exons: 11
Coding region: 386-1489 (367 amino acids)
Biological process (GO): L-leucine biosynthetic process; L-valine biosynthetic process
Cellular component (GO): mitochondrion
Molecular function (GO): branched-chain-amino-acid:2-oxoglutarate transaminase activity
Source: RefSeq, a predicted model, not a curated record